Necator americanus (New World hookworm) is the source of this 381-nucleotide messenger RNA. RefSeq lists its product as uncharacterized. Gene Ontology annotation, cellular component: elongin complex. Gene Ontology annotation, molecular function: protein-macromolecule adaptor activity. The transcript has 5 exons. NCBI's taxonomy places the organism in Eukaryota, Metazoa, Nematoda, Chromadorea, Rhabditida, Ancylostomatidae. The record is from RefSeq and is a predicted model, not a curated record. Bases 1 to 381 code for a protein of 126 amino acids. Gene Ontology annotation, biological process: ubiquitin-dependent protein catabolic process.
AUGAGUGCCUCCAGUUCCGCCGCCAACGAUGCCAAGGAAACUAAGGUUUACGGAGGUUGUGAAGGCCCUGAUGCCACAUAUGUGAAACUAGUUAGCAGUGACGGCCAUCAGUUCUUCAUAAAGAAGGAACUGGCUCUGACUUCCGGAACGAUUAAAGCGAUGUUGAGUGGACCUGGACAGUAUUCCGAGAAUGAGAGUAAUGAAGUAAACUUUCGUGAAAUUCCAUCUCACGUUCUGCAGAAAGUGUGCCAGUAUUUCGCUUACAAAGUUCGUUACACGAGUUCCGCAACCGAGAUCCCAGAAUUCAACAUCACUCCCGAGGUGGCGCUUGAAUUGCUGAUGGCUGCUAACUUCCUGGACUUACAGCUCACUGGUUGCUAA